AGCUGACUGAUUGUCCUGCGCGCGGCAAACCAAAACAAUCCUUGUCACCGGUUCCCCGGGGAUCGGGGAAUCGAUCAAUAGCUUGAAGAGAAAGGAAAAUCUAGAUUCAGGUCUUAUCUCUUUCGCCCGGUCGGUUAUUCGUGUUUUAAAACCUGAACUGCUGUUAUUGAUUGAACUACGUACCGUGCCGUUGAUGUUAACCGCGAGUGUAGACCGGCGCUUCAAUGCAGGGCAGUUUCAAGAUUCAGCUCAUAAACAUGGGAACACGGGCCGCGGCCUAGGUAUCUGAAACGGGUGAGGGCCCAUUGCGUAGUCACUUUUUGUGUGUCCCAAUGCAGGCACAGGCGUGCGAAAUGCAGUUUGUAUUGGAGCCGCUGAAUCAGAAAGUCACGGCGAAGAUCCGCAGCCUGUAUGACUGUCAGCUGCGGUUGAUGCACAAUAUACAACCACUGCCCUCUGGCGUUGAUAUUGCGAAUACUGUCAAAUACUUCUCACAGACUCUCCUUAGUGUGCUAAAAGAUGUGCCACGAUCACCGCUGGAGAUGCUGCGUGAUGCAGACAAUGAUGCGGAUAGAAUGAUCCUAUACCCGAAUUUGGACUAUAAGGGCCUGUUUAAUGCCAUAUCACAGUUGGUCGACGCUGCGCCACACCUUCAGUAUGGAAUACAGGCAUUCGGGCAAGCGGUCCUCCAGUGUCUCGGCUGUUUGCUGCCGUUUCUGGAGUAUGACAUGAUCGACAAUCUGCCGUACCUGGUGGCGUACUGCGUAGCAGUGUUUCCCGUUGCACUGCACCAAGAAAUACUGCAUUUGCUCUGCUAUUAUAUACUGCCCUUCACUAUCACACGAAAGUACUCUGGACAGGAGGAAGAGAGUCAAGCUUCUCAAUCUGUGGCCGCCAUUAUAAUGAUGGUUUUCCAACACUCAAGUAAUCCCGCUCACCACUGCCAGCUGCUGGAGUGCCUCAUGUGGAUGAAGCAGUCGGUGGUGAAGGACGUGCUAUGCGUGAUCGCGUACGGCACGUGGGGCGCGCGCCUGUCCGCUGCCAAGCUGCUUUUCUACUACUGGCCGCCCUUCGACGCCAAGCUCUUCGACCGGAAGGGGCUACUCUGCAAGUUCUCCAACGAUCUGGUGCCGUUCCUCUGCCAGCGCGACAUGUGCCCGAACGCGGGCACGGCGGAGGCGGCCAAGGUGUGCUACGACCACUGCAUCAGCGUCACUUUCGCUUCCGACACGCCGCCGCCGCUCUACCUCUGCAUCGAGUGCGCCAACGAAAUACACAGAGAGCAUCCAAAUCAACGUUUCUUCGACAUUCUACACCCGCAACAGCAAGUGUCUAUGGUGUGUGAGAACAAGAAUUGUCGUUCAACUGAUAAAGCAGCAUAUUCCAUUUGCUUUUCGAAUGAAUGCGCCAGUUAUAACGGAAAUCACCCUAUCAGGUACUGCCAGCAGUGCCACGGCAACCGCCACAACGUGCGGCGUGGCGGCGACCACGUGGUACACACGCGGCUGCCUCCCGCCUGGCAGAUGGACUCCGACAUGCAGACCAACCUCGUCGAGGCCAUCAUCAGUUUGCUGAAAGAAGCCAAACCAAUAAAUAUGGAGGAUCCGGACAGUUCGACGGAACAACUGAAGCCACCACUUACGGUGAAUUUACCCGACCCCAUUUCAGUCGAAGAUCGACAACUACUUGGAAGGUACGGAGUAUGGCUGAUGGUCGGCCUGUGUACACCAAACCCCGAUACGCCGGAUGAGGUUCUGGGGAGGCUACUCUCUGUACUCUUCCACUGGUUCCACGUCACCUCCUUCUCAUAUACAGGCGAGACGGCGAACACGGUGGAGAAGCUGAAGUCGGAGCACGUGUGCGGCUGGGUGCGGUCGAUCGGCGAGUCGCAGCGCGGCGUGCUGGUGGCGUGCCUGCUGCCGCACCCGCCGCACCACACGCGCCACGCCGGCCACUGGGACAACCUCGCCUCCAAGGCGCACCACCUCAAGGACGGCCUCAACAGGUUAUAUUGUUUGAUACCGUAUGGCAUAAUCACCCAGUCCAUUUGGGACUAUAUUAUGCCCGCUUGGAUGGAAGCUAUAUGCACUGAUGUGCCAGAAAAGGAAUUAAUGGAGCUGAAGGUACCGCUGGCCAAGAUCCUGGAGCCAGACGGCAGCAUGGUGGGCGUGGACGAGCGCAACUUGUACAAGUUCGCCGCGCAGAGGGUCACCUCCUCGCCCACGCCGCAAACUGUACUGCCCGUACUCGAGUGGUUCCAGACAAUAUCGAUGUUGGAGGUUAAAAUCCCACUAAAUCAGCUGUUUGACCUGUUCAGCCACUGCGUCGUCAACAUGCCAGAGAAGAUAUUCAAACCACCGUCUGAUAAAUCGAAAGAACCCAAAAGCUCGCCAACUGGUGCUGACAAAGAGAAGAUCGAAAAAGAGGAACAGACGAAACCGCAGAACCUCACCUGCUGCAUCCUCAUGCUGGACAUCCUAUUGAAACAGAUGGAGCUGCAGCAACGUCGUAUUAAUAUUCAGAAUGUGAGCAGUGAAGCGACCAAACUAUUACGACUGAUGCUCAAGUCUAACCAAUUGAACACAGUUGAACAUGCCGUGUGCGUUUCGGAGGGUGCGUGUUCGUACUGUGAAGCAGCGGCGCUGUGGCAUCAACUGGCUGUGUUGCUAGUACGCGCGCUCGUGCCCGACCGGCCUAAGACCACUGAGCCGUCCAUGGAAGACAUGUGGUCCGAAAGCCAACCGAAGAAGAAUCAGUCGGAGGACGAGCGCAGCAAGUCGGGCGGCACACCGGCGGCGUCUGUGGAUGCCCUAAUGUCCAUAGCGCACGGGGUGGGCGUGGGCGUGGGCGUGGACAAGAGCUCAGUAGGGGGCGUUCUGGUGCAUAUGCCACAUUUUGUUCAUUUCAUGCAACUGUCACUAAUAAGCGACGUCGGUUCGGACCCCACACUGACUAAAUCGUCAGGGGACACGCAAAUAAUGACGGCGACGGUGGAGACGAUCACGGAGCAGCUGGACAUGGCGGUGUCGCUGCCGCCGGCCGACGCGCCGCCGCUCGUCACCGCGCACACCGUCACGCUCACCGACACGGACGUCGCCACCGCCACCGCCGACGUAUCCACACCGAACUUGCUCGGUGAUCACGAAGCUAUGGGGGAAUCGGUCGAUGAUGAUAUGACCAACUUUUGGCCGACGUCCGCCGGCAAGUUCCACUUCUGCAUCGACGAGCUGCCGCAGGAGUUGCAGUACAUCCACCAGCUGUUACAGGAGCUGAAGAGCACAUCCCGGCCCGACGUGCUGUACCACCUGCUGCAGUGCCUGCAGGUGCUGGUGCUGAACGCGGACGCGCUCGCCGAGCACAGGGGCUUCCUCAUCUGGUGCCAGGAGAACCUGCUCAUCGACAACCUGUGGAACGUGUGCAAUGCGUCGCAUUCGCACAUCAGCUCGGUGGCGGUGCCGGUGCUGCUGCACUGCGUCACGCUGGCGGGCGGCGCCGACGUCUUCUGCAACCUCAUCCGCGACCAGUUCCAUCACCAAGACCACCGUGUGCGCUUCACGGCCGUUGAGCGCGUCACCAUCAUCAUCAGGUUCAUGGACGGGUCACCGGUGAAGACGAGCUUGCCGCUACAGACAGCGCUGGCGACUGCUUUCUGCUACCUAAUCUCUAGCAUGGACGACAUCAAUGUCUACGUUGCACAGCGAGCCACCCUCUAUAUAGGCACCAUACAUGAUAACGCCAUUGAGCUUCUGCUGUACUGUCUGGAGACACAGUUUGACCUGGUGAUCGUGGACCGUCCGAUGGUGCUGCAGUCCAUCUACCAGCUGCACAACACUCUCAGCGACCGCCGCAUACUCAACUGGGACUUCUUCCUCAAUCGUUUCGAAGCGCUAUUCCUAGAGGCACAGAUCAAUUCGAACAAAACUAUCGACUUUUCCAACUUGAGAGAGCUGGUGAGCAGCUCGGCGAGCUCGGAGUGGUUCGUGUCGAAGGUGCGGCGCGCGCACUCGGCGCUGCAGGCGGGCGCGGCGCACUCGCUGAGCGCCUCCUUCGGCCCCAAGUGGCCCUACAAGCGCACCAUCUCCGCGCCCGCCACGCUGCCGCCGCACCCGCCCGACGCGCGCCUCGAGCGCGAGAAGGUGUACUCGCGGCAGUACUCGGCGCCGCUGCUGAAGCGCAAGACGUCGCGGUUCGGGCUCGGACAGCUGCUGGCCACGCCGCAGCCGCUCGGCCCGCCGCCGCGCGCCUCCAACUCGCACGAUGGGUUUCAUUCUUUAUCUGGCCGUUCGACCGAAGAGACGCUUACAACAGUACUGCCUAAAGCUGUAGACCUGGAAGAAGCCGACCGGGAAACCACAAACUUAUUGGUGUUCCUCUUGAUGCAGUUUUUAUCCAGAUCAGACCAGGCUCAUCCGAACGAAGAUAAAGCAUCGAUGAAAAGUCAAGAAUUGGUAUUGAAGCAUUUGUUCUUGCUGUUGGGAUACAACUGCGUCGAGAAAUAUUUCCAUAUUUCACCAUACACAUUGAGGCAAUCGGCGAUUUUCAACGCGUUCAUGGCGAACUUACCGCAAGUUUUGGAUCAGAAUCACGUGAUGGGUGCUAGUAUUGCUGAACCCACGUUGCUAUUACUUCAGUACUGCUGCGGCGGCGGCGCGGGCGGCGCGGGCGCGGCGGCGGGCGGCGCGGCGGCGGGCGGCGCGGCGGGCGCCACGCUGGCGCCGCUCGAGCCGCACGUGCGCCGCCACUGGCUCAUGGCGCUGCUGGUCGUGCUGUACAAGUACCACUACGGCAGCGGCGCGCUGUGCAGCCAGGUGCAGGCGCUGGUGCGCGUGGUGCUGUGCUCGGUGGAGGCGCAGUACCACCAGUGCAAGCGCAUCCCGCCCAUGCUCGUCAUGCCGCACUACUCGCACCUGCCGCACCAGCCGCACCACCACGCGCAGCACGCCCAGCACGCCCAGCACGCGCAGCACGCGAGGAACAGAGAUGUAAACCAGCCGUCAGUGAAGACGGAACACGAGCCGCUGUCCGCUUGCGGGGUGGCGGUGGCGGCGGCGGCGGCGACGAGCGGAGCGGGAGCGAUGGCGGGCGCGGGCGCGGCGGCGGCAGCGGCGGCGGGCGGCAGCCCGGCGGCCGGCGAGCGCAAGGCCGGCAAGCUGCACAAGUCGCCCGCGCACAUGCACACGCACUGGGAGGAGCCCGCGCCGCACAAAUACCAGCAGUGGAGUCUAGAGCAGGAAUCGUCGGAGAGCGAGUUGAUCGCCAUCCCGGAGACCAGCGAUAAAUCAGACACCACCGUUCACGGCAGCACUGCGCCCGGCUCGUUCGACGAACCGUCUCAUUAUGAGGAUCCGCCUAAAAUUGACACACCAGCGACAUCGGUCCCGCAGUCGCUCAGCAAAAUUCAAACGGCCGCGGUGGGAUCGCGAUCGGCUCACCAACUAUCGACGAGUUCUUCUGUAUCUAUCGGCAGUGAUUCGUCUAACUUUACGCACUGUACUAGGAAAUCAACGCCAAUGAGCGGUCAGUCGGUGGAGAUCUGGCCGGAUCAGCUGCAUGGGCAACAGACGUCGCCGCGAACCAAGGUACUAGGCAAGCAGAAACGGAUAGUCGUGGGCAGCAGCACGUCCCCGGACACGGCGCCGUCGUCGGUGGGCUCGGGUCAGUUCGCCGCCUGGCCGCACUCGCGUUCACCGCCUCCGCAUCACCAUCACAUCAAGAGUCCAGGCGCGGGGUGCACGUAUGCGUCGCCCGAGUCGCCGCUGUCGCGGAUGGAGCUAGGCUGGAGUGCGCCGCGCGGGCCCGCCGCUGGCCCUGCGCCCCUCGCCCCGCAUGCACCUCUCGCGCAGCCAUUCCACAUCCCGCCGCAGGAACGGUUGCUUCCGAUUGGCCCAAAACCAAACAAAGAACAAUAUCCAGUAUUUAACGCCCUAGUGGAUAGGGUGCGAGAGGCGUUAAGCUUGCCGCCAGACGAUUCAACUGAUAAAACGGAUUCGAGUCGUUCAGAUUUAGAACCAACGCCAACGCCGACAGAUAGACCUCAAGAAUUGAAAAAGUUUCCAUCGGAAGGUAGCAGCAGGUCGCACGGCACGUCGCCGCGGCGACUGGCGCGGCAGGCGGCGCAGCUGGGCUCGCCGCCGGCCGCUGAGUCGCACGCGCACCGCCCGCACAGCACGGAGAGCGCGUGGUCCACUGGUGGAUGGUGGGAAGCAGAAAGUCGUGGGGGUCGACGCGCCGCACACGCAGCGCACGCGUCCGCUCCGCCGCGUCCCGACACUACACUUUGCUACCGAUGCGGUGAGUGCGGCACGGCGGUGGAGCAGUACAGCGACGAGGAGCUGGGGCUGUGCGUGAUCGUGCUGGCCACGUUCGUGCACCGCGAGCCCGCCGCCGCCGCCUCCAUGCUGCCCGCCCUGCUGCACAACGUCAGCAGGGUGGUGCAGCUGGGGCAGUACUCGUGGCAGGUGGACACGAACACGCGGCUGCCUGGCAGCGCGGUCUUCGUGGCACAUCAAUUCCUGCGCUGCGUGCUGCACCAGCUCGCGCCCAACAACGUCUUCCUGCAGAUCUUCCUGCAGAGGACGCCUGAAAAGCAACGGCUAAUGUUCUUCAAGAGUAUCGCCCAAGCUUUCGUGGAUUUCAACGAACUGUACCCGUGCGGUCCGCUACAGUUGGUCAUCGAACAUCUUAACUCCAAGAAAACAUUACCAAUUGAUCAAAUAACAGUAGUGGCGGGCAACAUCGCGAUGUACCUGGAGUGCCUGGCGCCCGAGGCGCUGGGCCCGGGCGGCGCGUGCGCGGCGCUGCUGCAGCAGCUGGAGGCGCUGCUGCGCGGCACGGCGCUGCAGCUGGCGCAGCUCGACGACGCGCUGCCGCUGCUGCGCCUCGCCGCCGCCGCGCUGCGCGUGCCCGGCGCCGCGCAGCACAAGAGCAUACUGGAGCCAAUCUCGAAGAUCGUGAGCUACGCCAUCCAGAACUUUGUGAUCCGGUUGUCAGUGAUCUCGGAGCUGAGCAUGGCGUGCGUGCGGGUGUUCAGCCGCGACCGCGACCGCCUGCUGGUGUGCCGCGUGCUAGUCUAUGAGCUGGUGCAGGCGCUGCGCACCAAGACCACCGUGCCCGAUGAUAACCUCUUCGUGCUCAUACAGUUCGUGCUGCAAGGUCACGGCUGCCGCCUGGCGCUGCCCGGGGCGCUGGGCGCGGGCGGCGGCGGCGGCGGCGGCGGGCUGCUGGCGGCGGGCGGCGACGCGCGCGAGCUGGGCAGCGGCGCGGUGGACUGCAUGCGGCCGCACCUGCCCGACAUGCUCGACCUGCUGCUCGACCCGCAUCUGCUCAACAAGAUCAAGGGAUCCGUGUCGAAGUCGAUAGUGAAUCGUAACCUCAUCUGUCUGAACGAGGACACGCUGGGGGCAAUUGUGAAGGGCGGCAUUGCACAGUACGUGGCCAUGGAGCUGGCUCUAGAGCAUUCACGCGGCAAGCAGGACCGCGGCCAGGCGGCCCGGCACAUGCCCUGGCUCACCUCCUCCAUACCCGGGUCGCGCGAAGUAAGCGAGUGCGUGGGCCGUGUUCGGCUCGUGUCGUGGCUAGUGAUGGGCGCACUGUGCAACGCCCGCGGCCGACAGCCGCUGCAGCAGCCCGUGCCGCAGGACGCCACCUGCCACAUCACCGACCACAUACAGACGAUAAUGUCAUCGUAUGUGGAGCAAACUAAACCGGCACCACAACGCAUGAACGCUCUGUUCCACGCGUUCAUCCUCUGCCAACUAUGGACGCUGUAUUUAGAAGAACUGGCGUCCGCGAGCACGCCCAGCAGUGAGCCGCACAACACCACUGUCUGCAUACUCCUGGAUUUCUGGUGCAAACUGGUACCCAGCAUUUUGCAGGUCACCGUGCAGUCCAAAGUGUUGGCGGAGACCGUAAACUUGCACUUCUUGAGUCUGCUCGAGUCACUAUUGGAAUGUAACUCGACGGUACUCAACAAACUGCUGCCCUUGUGGAUACCUAUACUGCACUCUCCGUUAUUCAACAUGCCGCGUCACGUGGAGCAACGUCUGGAGAUGUGCCGCGCCGUUCGGCCGCCCGCCGUGCACGCCGCCCACGCCCACGCGCACGCCACCCACGCCGACCACCACACGCACGCGGCCCAGCGCCGGCUGCACCGGCUGCUGGCCAAGAUGGCGCAGCUCGAGUUGCAACCUCACAGUUUCUACUUUAUAUAAUUGUAGCAAGAGACUUUCAUUAUAAGUUUUAUUUAACUACAUUAAUUUGUCUAUGGUGUCGAUGUGGAAAAUGUUAUUUAGGUGAAAGGUUAACGAAAAAUAUAUAGAAUACUAUUGUAUUCUAGAAUAGAAUACUAUAAUCUAUUUGCUUUAAAUAGGUCAUACAAAGUUCUCAUUUAUUAAGUAGAUAACUCCAUAUUUAGUUAAUAUUAUACAACGUGAAAAUCUACUAUGUAGACAUAGAUAAUAUCAGUAUCACUCCGAUAUCUAUCUAUAUAUUGGAUUCUUCUGGUCAUUUAUGGCGGAAAAAGGUCAUCACACCAGUCAGUUAUCUCCAUUUGUUUAAAUCGGGUGCUUUAUUUCAAUAUUAUAUAUUGGACAACCGAUAUUUAACGUUUUUUAUUAAGCCAAUAUAUAGAUAUUGUAACUAUAAUAUUGGAUAUUGCCAUAUAUUUACUACUAUGUUCAAAUAUAGCACGUCAUUAUGAACAAGGAAUCAAAUCUCUGCAGUCGGAGAAUUAAGCAUGAGAUGCAUAAAAGAUUAGAGGCCUCUAAAUUCUAACUUUAUUUUAAUAUUAUUCCGAAAAUCUGAGCAACAAGAAAUACAAUUUUUAUUCUCACUUAGAAUAAGGCUCGAUCCACUAUAGUGGCGGUCUCGGUCCGAUAUCAGUGUAGUAAAAAAAUAUUAUAUUGGAAAAAAUGUGUGCAUUCACACUAAAAUCCAGUUUCGUUUCGGUUAAUUUUAAACUGUUUCUAUUUGACCAUAUCGAGAGUAAACCGAGACCGGUAAUAUCCGGCCUAAACUUCUAAUUAUUUUUGUAGAUUUGGCCUAAAAUUAUAUUUGGUUUGACUAAUAUAAUCAUAAUACAGUUAAAUCACCAAAAUAUAUUUGAGAUAAUGCAAUAUAGAUAGAUAGAUACUCUUUAUUGUUUCCUCCAUAAGAUUACAAUAGUAAACUUAUUAUAAUUAAAAAUAAUUACAAGAAAAUAUUACACUAAGAAAACAAUGGGUGGCCUUAUCGCUAAGAGCGAUCUCUUCCAGGCAACCUUUGGAUGGAGAGGCGUAACUACGAGGGUCAUUUAAAAAGUUCUUAGCCUAACAUGGUUAAAGUCAUUGGUUUUUUUAUAACUACCCUCAUUUUGUAGUUACAUUAUUUAGCAACAAGUAUGCACAGUUUAAUUUAUUCACAAUAACUCAUUGUUCGUAUAAACAGUUUGAUUGGAGGCACGAAACUUUUUUCAUUUCUUAAAUACAUGUAAUAUGCAUACGUACAAUAAUGUGAAUAUAGAAAUGCAAAUUUUAAGUUACUAAUACAUACGUAAAUAUAUUAUUUUAUAUGUACAUUAAAAUGUUUAUACAAAACACAUGAUUGUUACGGAUAAUUAGGUUCAUAAUUCUAUUAAUAUUACAAAGGCAAAAGUUUGUAAGCAACAAUGGAUAGAUGAUUGUUUGUUACUCGUUCACGUAAAAACUACUGAACGGAAUAGAAUAAAAUUUGGUCCACGGAUAGGUUUUUUUUUUUUUUUUUUUUUUUAUGCAACUUAGAAUGACAAACAAGCUGACGGCCCACCUGAUGGAAAGUGGUAACCGUCGCCUAUAGACAUGAGCAGUACCAUGGACGUAGCAGAGUAUACUGUUUCACCCAUGAUACCCCCCAUGCGUUGCCAUUCCUGAGGACUCAGGUGUUAUUCCUCUGUACCCUGUAAAUUCACGCCAUAUCCCACCCUUCAAACCGAAACACAGUCAUGCAAACACAACUGCUUCACGGUUGAAACACGAAUGGGACAGAGGUACCCAAGCAAUCGACUUUUGUACAAAGUCUCCCUCUGGUGGUUAUGUCCUAACUUAGCAAAUGGGAUACUUAUAUGUUAAUUUACGAGAGCAAAGUCGCAGGAAAUGCUAGUUAUAAUUAAAUGAAAUAUUUGUUACAAAAUUAGUAAUAAACAAAUAAGGUAUUUAUUAUAGAUGUCUAAACGUCGAUCUUAGUUUUAAAUUGAUUUAGAUAAAUAUACAUAUUGACGUUACAGCCAAUCACUUGCCAAAGUAUGUUUUAAUAAGAUUGUGUUAGAAAUAAUGUUGUUGUUAUAAUAAAUGU
This is a messenger RNA of Galleria mellonella (greater wax moth), 10305 nucleotides long. RefSeq names its product protein unc-79 homolog (gene unc79). The transcript is spliced from 57 exons. The coding region runs from base 333 to 8210 and encodes 2625 amino acids. The record is from RefSeq and is a predicted model, not a curated record. Lineage: Eukaryota; Metazoa; Arthropoda; Insecta; Lepidoptera; Pyralidae. Gene Ontology annotation, molecular function: protein binding.